Alternaria incomplexa is the source of this 1956-nucleotide messenger RNA. RefSeq lists its product as uncharacterized. Gene Ontology annotation, cellular component: cytosol. Bases 1 to 1956 code for a protein of 651 amino acids. The record is from RefSeq and is a predicted model, not a curated record. Gene Ontology annotation, biological process: beta-D-galactose catabolic process via UDP-galactose, Leloir pathway. Lineage: Eukaryota; Fungi; Ascomycota; Dothideomycetes; Pleosporales; Pleosporaceae. Gene Ontology annotation, molecular function: hydrolase activity, hydrolyzing O-glycosyl compounds; UDP-glucose 4-epimerase activity. The transcript has 2 exons.
AUGUCUUACUUCGGAGUGCACUCAAGCUCCUCUUCUGCAGCUGCAUCCCCUUCCUCACCUACUUCAACUAUCCCCUCAGGAUACAGUACCCCUGCUUCUGAUAUCGACGAGCUCCAGUCUUACGACUCGGGGAUAUAUAACGCUCGCCGAUCACAGAGCGUGCUCGUGGUCGGAGGACUAGGCUAUAUCGGUAGCCAUACGUCACUCGAACUCCUCAGAGCUGGUUAUAAUGUUGUGAUUGUCGACAAUCUGGACAACUCGUACCUAACGACACUGGACCGCAUCAAGGUAUUGCGAGAUGAUCAUUACCGCAAUGCCUUAUUGAGACCGUCAGUUGCGUUCCACGAAGCCGACUACCGAGACAACCGUACCAUGUCUGUCAUUAUGGAACGGUAUAGCGCUAGGUCAGGCUCCGCCAUCGAAGGCGUCAUUCACUUCGCCGCACACAAAGCCGUUUCCGAAAGCAUUCAGCAGCCGUUGCGGUACUACGCCAACAACGUAGCAGGCAUGGUCACCUUCUGCUCGCUAUUGGAGAGCCUGAACAUCAAGAAGCUCAUCUUUUCGUCAUCCGCUGCCGUUUAUGGCGAGGUCACAACCGAAACUGGGCUGCGAAUAAGCGAAAAUCACUGCCUGCACGAAACCCGCGAAUGGAUCGACGUGGCAGGUGACAAGCGAGUUACCCAGGGCGGCUGCACGGCGAUCUCAAAUCCAUAUGGCCGCUCCAAGUGGAUGUGCGAGGCUAUUCUGAACGACCUGGCCAUCUCGGACCCAGAGUGGUCUGUGGUGGCUUUGCGCUACUUCAACCCCAUAGGUUGCGAUGCUUCUGGCAAACUAGGAGAGGACCCUAGGACAGCACCCAGCAACCUCAUGCCGAGCUUGCUGCGAGUCAUGAAUGGCCAAACACCGCAUCUGAAGAUCUUCGGCACCGAUUGGGAUACUAGGGACGGCACGGCAAUGCGCGACUUCAUCCACGUCAGCGAUCUAGCUCUGGGUCAUGUUGCUGCCCUCAAAGCUGUCGGUGAGGCACGGGUGGGACCCGGCUUCCACGCGUACAAUCUAGGCACUGGCGAUGGCAAUUCUGUCAAGGAGAUUGUGUCAGCAAUGCAAGCCUGUUCAGGGAAGGUCAUAGAGACGCAGGAGGUUGGACGUCGCGCGGGUGACGUAGGCGUUGUUGUGGCGGACCCCACGAGGGCAGCUGCAGAGCUCGACUGGAGGACAGCAAAGUCGAUCGAUGAUUGCAAAAACAGCGACGUGUCGCAAGAACACUCUACCUAUCUUACCUUACACACGAAAAGACUCUCGGAUGGAAGUCAGGUGGCCGCUGAACUAGACUUCGCGGAAUUCAAUGUCACAUACGCCUCUAUCCGCAUGUCCGCACGCAUCAAUGGAGCCAGCGGCGCAGUUGCGGCUUUCUUCACGUACCACGACGACACCAAUGAGUCCGACAUAGAGAUACCGACUGGGGUCAAGGCUGACGAAGUGCACUACUCCAAUCAGCCCACCGCCGAUCCCGACACUGAUGUACCCAUCGACGGUGCAACCUUCAACGUGUCAAUGGAGGCUCACAAGCCGACUUCUGACUGGAACAACUACAGGCUGGACUGGGUACCCGGGAAAAGCGCGUGGUACAUGAACGGUGCGCAAUCGGCUGACACGGAAGUCAACGUACCGGAUGCAGAGAGCAUGAUCAUCUUGAGCCUUUGGAGUAACGGAGGCACCUUCUCAGGACGUAUGGGGACCGGGCAAGAGGCCUGGUUCGAUAUCCAAUGGGUGGAGUUGCUCUUUAAUACGAGUGCUAGCACUAGCACCGAUCCCGAUGGGACAGUAUGCUCGGUAGAGUCAUCGCCAGGCUCACCGGUACCCAAUGCCUCGCGCGGACUUCAAGAUCUGGUUGCUGGGCGUAUUUGGUGGGCUAUUGGUCUGGCGUCAGCUGUUAGCUUUCUGGUAUUCGUAUAA